Fonsecaea erecta is the source of this 3909-nucleotide messenger RNA. RefSeq lists its product as hypothetical. The transcript has a single exon. Gene Ontology annotation, molecular function: protein binding. NCBI's taxonomy places the organism in Eukaryota, Fungi, Ascomycota, Eurotiomycetes, Chaetothyriales, Herpotrichiellaceae. The record is from RefSeq and is a predicted model, not a curated record. Bases 1 to 3909 code for a protein of 1302 amino acids.
AUGGACGGCGUCUCCGCCGCCAGCAGCGUUGCUGGCCUCGUCACUCUGGCCUUGCAAGUCAGUGCGACCAUAGCAAUGUACGUCGGUGCCAUCAAGGAACGCACCAACACGAUCAGGGACUUGCAUGAUGAACUCCUUCUGUUGGGUGAAGUCCUUAGUGGACUGCGAGACUUUAUGGAGAGUGAAAAAAUCAAGGGUCGAGCUCUCGACACCCAGUCGGUGCUCUCCCAGGCCAUCAGAGACUGUCGGCACCGGAUGGAGCGCAUUGGCGACAGAUUGAAACCCUCGACAGGGGGCAAACUUGCUCGUGCGAUUGACCAGUUGAAGUGGCCUUUCGAGCAGAGGGAAGUCAUGCAGAUGGUGGACAACCUUCGACGAUAUACCCAGACGUUUCAGUUUGCUUUCACAAUGGAAGGCUUCACCUUGUUGUCCAAGGCCUCCGAAGAUGCCACCAAGGGCCUGGAAGAGAUGCUCCUGAUUUCGAAGAAGAUGAGCGAAUUGUCGGCUCAGAUGGGCCGGUCUGCGGACGAGUCAUCGAAACUUACAGGUCAACUCGAGGCAAUCAUUGGCCUUGUUCCGAUCCUCGCGAGAACGGCCACCGAAGUCAAUGAGAUCUCCCAAGCCACGCGACUGGCCGAACUGAGAGAGCAAGAGAGACGCACCACCGAUAUCCUGGACUGGCUGGCUCCUCUCUCGUCGCUACACAAGCAUCGGGAUCUGCAAGUGCGUCGAGCCGAAGGCACGGGCCGAUGGUUUCUUGAACAUCCCGAGUUCGCUCGCUGGGUUAGCAGCGAUUCCAAACACGAUCUUCUCUGUGCUGGAGGUCCUGGUGCGGGCAAGUCAGUCCUGUGCUCUCAUGUCAUCGACUAUCUGCGUGCCAGAUUUAAAGACCAACAGGUCGCCAUAGCCUUCUACUACUACGACUAUUCAGACCAACAGUCGCAGAAUCCAUCCAGCUUUGCAAGACUGCUUUUACGCCAACUCAGUUCCCACGGCGAAGUGGUCCCUUCCGCUGUUGCUGAGUUUUACCAACGCACUAGGAACGCUGUCAAAGAUCAAACAUGGUUUCACGACUUGCUAACCAUCAUUCGUCGAGUGGUGGCAACCUUCAGCCAUUGUUUCAUCAUAGUCGAUGCUCUGGACGAAGCUGAUGUUCAAACCCAGCGCUCCGGCUUUUUUGAGGUUAUUGAUGCCAUAAGAAAUGCACCUGGGAGCACAGUGAAAGUUCUCGCCACGCUAAGACCUCAUGUUCUUAGCCUGAUCGCCAGGUUUCACAACCCUUCGAUAAUCGAUAUCGUAGCAAAUCCCGGCGAUAUUCGCCAGUUUUUGGUUCAGGCGAUAAAGGAGCAGCCCGAGUCCGAAUAUUUGAUGGAUGACAAACUCAGGGAACAUGUCCUGAAUACAUUGUGCACGAACGCAAAUGGCAUGUUCUUGCUACCUGCCCUUCAGAUAAAGACCAUUCUGGACCAGAUCACCAAGGCGGAUGUCAGGCGAGCAUUACUCCAUCUCUCUACCGAUCUGACUGACGCCUUCCAAUCAACCAUCCGGAGAAUAUCUACCCUGCCCAAUGCAAGACGCGACCUUGCAUUCAGAACACUGAUGUGGGUAUCUCACGCUCGGAGGCCUAUGACUGUGGCAGAGUUACAGCACGCCAUGGCGUUACGGCCUGAGGACAGCGAUCUCGACCGGGACAAUCUUCCUUCGGUAAGAACGCUCAUAGACUGCUGUUGCGGGCUAGUCGAGGUAGACUAUGAAAGCUCAAUUAUACGGUUGGUACAUCACUCGCUAGAGGAGUAUCUCCGUGACCACGACCACGGUCUCUUCAACGAUGCCAACCUCCUCAUCACGAGGACGUGUCUUCAAUACAUGAUGCUGGAUUCGUUGAGAGACUUACCUUACAAGAGUCGGAAAGAUUUCGGAAUGGCGCUGGAGGAUCUUGCAUUCUUACAGUAUGCCGCGCUCGAAUGGGGCCAUCAUGCAUACCGUGUGCCCGCCGAAGAGCUGAAGGACCUCGCCCUUCCACUCCUGUCCGACAGCGUCUGGUUGAACAAUAUCGCCCGAGUCUUGGAUUUUCAAGCUGCGGAUCUGGGCAAAUGGAACGACAAGGCCUGGGCGUGGGCCUGUUCUGGUGGUGCUGGAAUCUCGCUGGCGGCAAGAUUUGGACUCGCCGAGCUCCUGAAAAUCCUGAUUACAGAAAACCAACAUAACCUGCACCUCGACGCGCGUAACAUCUACGGAAGCACAGCUCUGCACGAGGCAGCUUUCUACGGCCAUCAGGAGGUCGCGGAAAUCCUGAUUGCGAACGGGGCCAAUCUCCUGGACACGAACUACGGUCAGAGCACUCCAUUGUUCCUCGCCGUCUCCUACGGUCAGCUCGAGAUGGUCAAACUACUUCUAAGGUACGGACGAGAUCAACUCGACUGCCCCGGCCCCAAUGGGUUGACAGCUUUGCACAAGGCUGUGGAGCAAGGAAACGAAGAAAUGGUCACCAUCCUUCUCGACGCAGGAGCAUUGGUUGGCGCCACCGACAACCAAGGAACGACUGCUCUACACGUUGCUGCUCUUCGUGGCUCCCUCCCCAUCGCCCAGCUACUGGUGCGUGCCGGCGCUGUCGUCCACGUGAGGGACAAGGACCGUCUCUGUCCGCUCGACUAUGCCGCCACCGGGGGCUUCACUGAUGUGGUUGCUUUUCUCCUCGAGAAUGGGGGCAGCAUGUUCCACAAAGGCCGGGAACGAUGGACUCCUCUCCACCGUGCCGCUCGAGGCGGGCACACCGAGACAGUUGCAUUCUUCCUGCAGCGAGAUGCGGACGUGCUCGCGACGGAUUUUAGGGACAACAUCCCUCUCCAUCUGGCCGUGCGGUCGGGCAAUUUCGAAACCGUGAGGACGCUGCUGGAGCAGAACACCGACCCGGCCGUCAAACGCGCACAACUCCUCGCGCAGGACCAGAAGGGCUCCACCCCGCGCGUCGUCGCCUUCUUCACCGCCCACUACGACAUCCACAAGUACCUCCGCGCCGCGGAGUGGCAGGUCCAAGGCAUCACGUCACCGAGCCGCGCCAAUCAACUCACCACGGCGAUCGAGCAGGGCGACCUGCAGGCGGUCCGUGCCCAUCUGGACCAGAACCCGGACUCGCUGACCACGCUCGACGAAGACGGCCAGCCGCCGCUGCACGUCGCGCUGCAGGAGAACCAGCAACACAUCGUCGCGUUCCUGCUGUCCCGCGGCGCCUCUGUCGAGGCUCAGGGCUACCACGGCUGGCGCGCGCUGCACAUCGCCGCCUCGCUGGGGAACUUGGCCCUGGUGGAACUGUGCCUGUCGCACGGGGCGGCGGUCGACACGCGGACGAACACGCGCCAGACGGCCCUGCACAAGGCGGCCUCGUCGCACUCGGUGGCCGUGGUGCGGCGCCUGCUCGCGGCCGGCGCGGACCCGACGGCCGUCAACGAGCGCGGCAUGACGGCGCUGCACAUCGCCGCGCACCAGAACGAUCUGGCCAUCGUGCGCCUGCUCGUCGGCGAGUGCGCCCAUGUCAACAUCCUGGCCCGCGACCGCCAGGGCUUGACCGCCGCCAUGUGGGCCGAGAGGUCCGCCCACCUCGACCUCCACGCCUUUCUGCGCGCCGAGGAGCGCAAGGUCAAGCGGCGGAAACAACGAGCCCGGGCAGUACACCAGCACGAGCAGAACGAGCAGCACCUCCAGACCCCGCCGCCGCCGCCGCCGCCGCCGCUGCAAUCACGGACACCGAGCACGGAGAGUCUGGGUCGAAAGGGGGGCCUUCGGGACGCUUUGAGCGAUACCCACGAUAAAGACGGCGCAUCCCAGUGCGAAGGAACGCUGUCGGGAAGUCCGCAAUAUGAAGAAGGGGAAAAUGCAAUGAAUCUUUAUGAGAGCCAGUUAGGUAGGUAG